Colletotrichum scovillei is the source of this 3158-nucleotide messenger RNA. Its product is annotated as NAD dependent epimerase/dehydratase. Bases 924 to 2051 code for a protein of 375 amino acids. Lineage: Eukaryota; Fungi; Ascomycota; Sordariomycetes; Glomerellales; Glomerellaceae. The record is from RefSeq and is a predicted model, not a curated record. The transcript is spliced from 3 exons.
GUUCUUUUCCACGACGUGCGCAACGCCGCUGCUACCUUGACUUAUGUGCUUUUCGAUAUCAUUAGACGUAAUCAACCAACUCGAAUCUUUUACACUUGAAUAAACAUAUACACACACACCUAGCCUACCAUACCUUUCCUUUCCUUGCUUUAGACGCACAAACAUACCGUCCUGCGUACCUUACACAAACACAUAUACACAUAUACAGACGCACCCACGCAUACUUGUAUCCGUACAUACGCACACCACCAUCAAGCCUACAACCUCCUUUUUGUCAUUAUUACUCUUGCCCCCCUCGUCCGCUUCUCUCCUUCUUGUUCUUCCUCACCUCCCUCUUUCUGUUCCUCUUCACACCCCUCCGACCAGUCUCCCCGCCUCUGCCACCUGACAUCAACAACAUUGACUGCCCUGCUGUCCGUAACUUGUACCUAAUCUAGGCCAUCCUCUGCGUCUGCCAUCUUCGUUCGUCGCCCUCCCCAAGUCCUUCCCACAAACUAUCCCGGUUGGACCGUCGCCCCCCCUCGACGCCCCCCUGCCGAGCUUCGCCCGCAUCCAUCCCGCUGCACCGUGGUUUACACUAAACUCGCGCAAUCCCGGUGCUGCAACUCUCGUUCCAGGGGGCCAGGGCAACUCACCCCUAACUCGACGGGAACCUGGACACCAGACGUCAACCCCGCCGUCCGUUACCCUCGCUGUCCUUGUCGUCCCUGCCCGUCAGAGGUACCUUUCUUCCCGCCUUGCCGCUGAGCGCCCAGUGCACCACUACCACAACCACGACCUCGAACCCCUCUGCCCCCAAACUCGUCAACUUGCGCUGCUCAUAAUAUCCUUUUCUUUCCGACGACACAACACCGCACACAAACGCACAACCUCUCGACGACCGCCUCUGCCACCGAAUUUCCCCCCUCCCCCUUCCCUUCACCAUGGCCGAGAAACCCUCAGUCCUGAUCAUCGGGGGGCUGGGCUACAUCGGUCGCUUCCUGGCUCGCUACAUCCACGACAAUGACCUCGCCUCAGAGGUCCGCGUUGUCGACAAGGCCUUGCCCCAACUCGCAUGGCUUGCUCCCGAAUUCCAGGACGCCUGCGCCGGCAGCAAAUUCAUGCAGGCCGAUGCAAGCAGAGAACAAGCCCUAGCAAAGAUAUUCGACCGCGCCGACGGCAAACAGUGGGACUACGUUUUCAAUUGCGGCGGCGAGACGAGAUAUUCGCAAGAGGAUGAGGUCUACAAGUUGCGCUCUCUCGGCCUGUCGCUUGCUGUUGGCAAGGAGGCAGCCAAGCGCAAGGUCAAGGCCUUCAUCGAGCUCAGCACCGGCAUGGUCUACAAGUCAGACUCGUCCCCAAGCAAAGAGGGCGACAAGUUGAAGCCUUGGAGCAAGAUCGCAGUCUACAAGCUGCAAGCCGAGGAGGAAUUAGCAAAAAUCGAGGGACUGAAUCUCAUCAUUGUGCGCUUGGCACACGUCUACGGCCCGUACGCGUCGCAAUGGGUUGCUACGGCACUUUGCAUGGCCCGUGUCUACCAAUACCUGGAGAGCGAAAUGAAGUGGCUGUGGGACAAGGGCCUCCGACAGAACACGGUACACAUUACAGAUGCCGUACGAGCACUUUGGGAUAUCACGGCGUGGUACAGCAAAGGCAAGGACAAGUGGGAUGUUAAGACCAUGGGCAAGGUGCCCACGUUUAACGUUGUCGACAAGGGCAUCACCACACAAGGCACCAUGUCCGAGAUUAUUGGCGACAUCUUCAAGAUCGAAACGGGAUUUCAGGGACAACUCAUCAGCACAUUUGCGCGCCUGAACAUGGACAGCGUCGUCGACGACGUCAACGACGAGCUCAUGGGACCAUGGGCCGAACUACUCGAGAAGGCGGGCAUUGCGCGACCGGGACCUCUUACGCCCUUCAUGGAGAAGGAGCUGUUGAAAGACACGGACCUGAGCAUGGACGGUAACCGCUUAGAACAGGUUGUCGGCUUCCAGUACGAAAAGCCCAAGUUGACCAAGGAAUUGGUCGAGGAGGUGAUUGAGAGCUACAAGACGAUGAACUGGUGGCCGUGACGGUCACGGACGGACGGAAACGAAUUAGAAGCAUAAAACGGCGUGCGGAUGAUGACUUUCGGCCUGGAUUCGUUUGAAUCGAAGCACGGGGAAGGGUACCAACGCAGGCGCGGGCGCGGGUUGCGGAAUCGAGAAGGGGGAAGCGAGAGAGACAGAGAGAGAGCGCGCCAUGAUAUCAGUCGAAUCGUUUGUUUGGAAACUCCACUGCGUGCGAGCAGCAUUCAGGAGCCGAUGGCGGGGAGUGCCGGGGAGUGCCGGGGCAUUUGUAUAACCAAGAUAUCCUUUUCCUUUUAUUACUCUUCGUAGCUCCGGCCAUGUAUAUUGGCGACAUUUUUGAAGGCAGUAAUCCACGACGAAAUUAGGCCAAAAUAAAUAAAUAAAUGGAGCGCGCAUAUUCUUGAAGCAUGUUGAAAGAAAGGGAGCUGUACCUGAGCUGUCACAAGCAGGGGGUUGCCUGCUGGCAUAUUCUUGAAACAGCAAAGAGCUCUCACGUGUGGUUUUCCGCGGGCGGGAACGUCGCGGACGGCCACCUCUUGGCCCCCGUGGGAGCUGGGAUUCUCCUGCCUGCGUGACCGACUUCUUUGGAGCUUGACCCCGCCGCAACGAGGUGUCUCCCUCUUCGCUGCGGCGCUACUUGCCAUCUCGAAGAAUUGAAGACUUGAAGCUUCGUUCAUCGGCCGGACCCAUUUCGGACGCAGGAGUCAUCCCAACCAGGCACCGGAAAUCCUCGAGACGAUUCGUCGAAUAGACGAGUUUUAUUCGGAUGCCUCUCAUUGCGCUUCGGUUCGCUCGCUUGUGUGACGGAUGCUAAAACACAUCGUUCCCCGAUGGUCGGUUCAGGGUCUGGUUCAGAAACCCGGAGCGAGGAACAAGGAGCCAAAGACAAGUUCGGUCGACGUCGACGUUGACGUUGGUCGGCUGGCACUACUGUGCGAGUUGUCAAAUAAAUGUCUGCAGUUUCCCAAGCUGAUGCAGCGAGCCGCUGACGGGAUGCUGUCGUGCGAUGAGGCACCCGAGACGGGUAGCAGUGGUACCAGCUAGUCGACAACCGAGUCCACUGCUGAGUGCUCUGAGAUGCUGAGAUUGACACGAUGGCUUGAGCCAGAC